UCACGACUAAGGAAGGAGAUUGUGAGACUGUGACCUUACUCCAUCCUCCACUAUGUUAAGCUCAGAUCAGACCUUGAAACCCCAAAGCGACGCCGUAGAUGUCUUCUGGCACGAAGGAAUGCUCCAACACGACGCCGUCGAAGGCGUCUUCGACACGGGAACCAACCCCGGAUUCCUCGACGUACUGGAGAAACACCCGGAGAACGCCGACAGAGUCAGGAACAUGGUUUCGAUUCUCCAACGUGGUCCCAUCGCUCCCCAUGUCAACUGGCUUCCCGGGCGUCUCGCAAUCGUCUCGGAGCUUCUAACGUUUCACACUUCAGACUACAUAAACAAGCUAAUAGAGGCAGAUAAAUCAGGAGAAAGGCGUGAGAUUUCCGCAGGUACAUUCAUGAGCCCAGGGUCUUGGGAAGCUGCGCUUCUUGCAGCCGGAACAACUCUAUCAGCAAUGCAACACAUUCUCGACAGCCACGGCAAAAUAGCUUAUGCUCUAGUACGCCCACCAGGCCACCACUCACAGCCAACUCAAGCUGAUGGGUAUUGCUUCCUCAACAACGCAGCUCUCGCCGUGAAGCUAGCAUUGGAUUCAGGACAAUGCUCGCGAGUUGCGGUUGUGGACAUCGAUGUGCACUACGGGAACGGCACGGCUGAAGGGUUUUACAGGUCUGAUAAGGUUCUCACGGUGUCGCUGCAUAUGAACCACGGGUCGUGGGGGUCGUCUCAUCCGCAGAGAGGGUCUGUUGAUGAGAUUGGCGAAGGUGUGGGGUUGGGUUAUAACUUGAAUGUUCCUUUACCUAAUGGCACUGGUGAUAAGGGUUAUGAGUAUGCGGUGAAUGAGCUGGUGGUUCCUGCUGUUAGGAGGUUUGGACCUGAUAUGGUUGUUCUUGUUGUUGGUCAAGACUCCAGCGCUGUAAGUUCUUUCUUCGUUUACCGUUGUGUUAGAGGUCCACAGUUCGAGUUUGAUCCAAACGGGAGACAAAGCCUGACGAUGAAUGGAUACAGAAGGAUUGGGCAGAUAAUAAGGGCAAUGGCAGAGGAGCAUAGCAAUGGAAGGUUGCUUAUGGUGCAAGAAGGAGGGUAUCAUGUAACAUAUGCAGCUUACUGCCUCCACGCCAUGCUUGAAGGCGUGCUGAAGAUUCCAGAACCGCAUCUAUCGGAUCCGGUUGCUUAUUACCCUGAAGAUGAAGCUGUUGCUGUUGAAGCUGUUAAGUCAAUCAAAAGAUACCACUCUGAAUGUGUUCCAUUUCUCAGAGGGACUUGAAGUGGUGUAGUUUUGAAUUUAUUCCUCUGUGUUGUAACAUUUUGGAACAUAUAUCAAUGCAGAUAAAAUCAAGUACUAUGAUUGAAACCA
Molecule: messenger RNA, 1351 nt
Organism: Brassica napus (rape)
Lineage: Eukaryota; Viridiplantae; Streptophyta; Magnoliopsida; Brassicales; Brassicaceae
Product: histone deacetylase 8
Exons: 3
Coding region: 53-1261 (402 amino acids)
Source: RefSeq, a predicted model, not a curated record